Messenger RNA from Myripristis murdjan (pinecone soldierfish), 5965 nucleotides. It is a transcript of the gene tmem63a, whose product is annotated as transmembrane protein 63A. Gene Ontology annotation, molecular function: calcium-activated cation channel activity. Gene Ontology annotation, cellular component: plasma membrane. The record is from RefSeq and is a predicted model, not a curated record. The transcript is spliced from 23 exons. NCBI's taxonomy places the organism in Eukaryota, Metazoa, Chordata, Actinopteri, Holocentriformes, Holocentridae. The coding region runs from base 3 to 2531 and encodes 842 amino acids.
GGAUGUACAACACAACCACCAAGUUAAAAAAAAAGAAAAAUGAAACUUGUCAGGUUGAGUUCCUCUUAAUAAGUUCGGGUAUUACAGCAGCAAGAGGUUUCCUUGUAGACAGACAAAAAGAGUGCAGUGGAAGCCCUCGCUCCGUUCCAGUAAUGUCCUUGCCGUGGUGGGAGCUGGGCACAAACAGCUCCUCCCAUGUGGACAACAGCAGCUGCUUCAGCUCCACUCAGAGCACCGUCCUCAAAGGAGUCGUCUUCGGAGGGGUGCACGUAGUACUGCUGCUCGACUUCAUUGUCUUCGUGGUGUUGCUGAUCCUCUUCUCUAUCAUCAGACGAAAGUUUUGGGACUAUGGGCGUCUGGCACUGGUAUCAGACACUGAAGGGUUCAGUGAAACAUCUCACCGCCGCUAUGGACGCAUGUCAUCCCGUGUUUCCAACGCAGAGGACCCUGAGAAUGAACUGGGUUGCUGUGGGUGGCUGCCUUACAUCCUCAGAAUGGAUGAUGAUAUGGUAAAAGCUAAAUGUGGCAUCGAUGCAGUCAUCUACCUGUCCUUCCAGCGUCACCUGAUCGCCUUGCUGGUACUAAUAACUAUCGCCUCCAUCUCAAUCAUCCUGCCUGUCAACCUGACUGGAGACCUGCUUGUAAAUGAUCCAUACAGUUUUGGAAGAACAACUAUCGCCAAUCUUCAAAAGGGAAACAAACUGUUAUGGCUGCACACCGUGUUUGCAGUCCUCUACCUGGUCCUGACUGUCGUUCUGCUGCGACGUCACACAUCACAGAUGAAGGAUUUGCGCAGGGAGAUGACCAGAAACACCUUGUUUGUUUGUUCAGUCCCUAAAGAUGCCACAGUGGAUGCUGUAAAGAUGCAUUUCACAGAGGCAUACCCUUCCUGUCGAGUGUGUGCUGUGACCCUGGCAUAUGAUGUGGCCAAACUCAUGCACGUUGACAAGGAGAGGAUGCGAGCUGGAAAAAACCUGCGCUACUAUGAGCGGGUCAUGGUCAAAACAGGGAGACGUGAAAUGAUUAACCCACGUUUGUGUGGUCAGCUCUGUUGCUGCCCCACCUGCAACUGUGAGGAGGUAGAUGCCAUAGAGUACUACCGCAAACAAGAAGCAGACCUUUUGGAGGAAGUGAGGAAUCAGGCAGAAGUGGUGCCACAGCACCCCCUGGGGAUGGCCUUUGUCACUCUGCAGACCGAGGCUAUGGCCAAGUAUGUUCUGAAAGACUUCAAUGCGCUGGAGUGUGGCAGCGGAAGUGGCAGUGGAGGAAGCUGUUGUUGUGGGCGGGAACCACAGCCUUCAUCCAAUAGUGGACCUCUGAAAGUGAAGAAGUGGAAAGUCAGCUUUGCACCUCACCCAAGGAAUAUCUUUUGGGAAAAUCUGUCCGUGCAGGGUUUUUGUUGGCUGCUGCGUUGUGUGCUGCUCAACUUCCUCCUCUUUUUCUUGCUCACCUUCCUCACCACUCCCUCCAUCAUCAUCAGCACCAUUGACAAGUUCAACGUCACUAAGCCCAUCUACUACCUUAACAGUGCUGUGAUCAGUCAGUUUUUCCCCACUCUCCUGCUGUGGUCAUUUUCUGCCCUACUGCCCACCAUCGUCUACUAUUCGACACUGGGAGAGGCACACUGGACCAGGUCGAGUGAGCAGCUGAGCAUGAUGCACAAGCUGUACAUGUUCCUGCUGUUCAUGGUGCUCAUUCUCCCCUCACUGGGACUCACCAGCCUUGCAGUUUUUUUCCGCUGGCUAUUUGAUACAGAGUUUCUCAAUGAUGGGAAACUGAGGUUUGAGUGUGUGUUCUUACCUGACCAAGGGGCAUUUUUUGUCAACUAUGUGAUCGCAGCAGCCUUGGUGGGUUCUGGCAUGGAGUUGUUGCGGUUGCCAGGGUUACUACUUUACACCAUCCGCAUGGUGUUUGCUCGCACGGCUGCUGAGAGGAAAUACGUCAAACAGAACCAGGCCUAUGAGUUUGAAUAUGGAGCUAUGUAUGGCUGGACCCUCUGUGUCUUUAGUGUCAUCAUGGCUUACAGCAUCACUUGCCCUGUCAUUGUGCCCUUUGGUCUCUUGUACCUGAUACUGAAGCACAUGGUGGACAAACACAACUUGUACUUUGCCUACCUGCCUGCUCGCAUGGAUCGGCAAGUCCACCUGGGAGCUGUCAAUCAAGCUGUGGCUGCACCCAUCAUUUGCCUCAUCUGGCUUUAUUUCUUCUCUGUCCUCAGGACAGGCUUCAUGGCCGCUACGUCUCUGUUCACCCUGGUGGUCCUGUGUGUCACUGUCUUCAUCUGUGUCAGCUACACCUGUUUCGGACACUUCAGAUACCUCAGUCCACACAACUACAUGGUGAAACAGGAGGAUGAGGAUGCAAAAGACGGAUUGGCAGAGAAUGUCAUGGUCUACCUUCCCAGAGUGCUUAGUCCUGACUCGCCAGCCAGCCCGCCAGAGGAGUCUAAACCUCAGCAGUUUUAUGGCUCAACGGAGGAGAGUCCAGCUCACUGUGCCAACCCAGUGGACGACAGCCUCUUGGAUCACUGAAUCGGAGCACUGGAGUCAAGAUGCCCUUCAGUGCUGAUUAGGAAUCUCCUACCUUUGAAGAUCAUUUCAGUGAAGUGAGUUUCUUGUAUCAGAGCUUCAAGUGAACUCUUCCCGGCUGCUGAUUCAGAAACCGCCCGAGGGAAAUAACAGAAAGUGGAAACGUUUCCAAAGUCUGGAGUUAUGCCGUCCAACACAAGGAAAGCAUGGAAAAUAGAAGACACUCUUAUCUUCCAUUCUGGAAAGAUAUGAAAUGAAAGUAUUAGUGAAAAAACUGCCAUAGAUGUAUUGCUCUUUAAAGGAAAUAUGUAAAUGACAUGAAACCAUGAGGUCUCUUUAAACUGCGGGUUGGUGGGCUAGAGAAAUGCAUCCAUGGGAAAUUGAACUGAAUGACAAGUUUUAACUUAAAGCCAUUCUAUGCAACAGAAAUGCAGUUAAAAAAAAACAGUACUACAGUUAAAAUACUGUACUUGCCUUAAAUAGACACCACUGACAAGCAGUGAUGGAAAGAAUGCUACAAAUUGCUAAAAGUACAAAAGUACAAAGUACUGUUACUUGCGGUAUUGCAGUAAAAAUCUACUUUAGUAAAAUGAAAAAGUAUCUAAUUUAAAAAAAUACUUGGAGUAAAAGUUUACUCUCCAGUGCAUUGAAGAGUUACUUUUUUCAAAACAAUAACUUUGUUGUGUGUGAUCUUAACAGGAUGAGUACACGGUUCAAACUAGAUUCUUUUAAAAGCGCGUCGUGCAAAAUUAAUAAGGGCUGAAUGAAGUGAGGACCCUGUAGGCUCAACUGACAAAUAAGCACAUUAUAUGAUGGUGAGUCUACAUGGUUCUCAUCAUCAGGCCCACUCCCUUGUAUCAUUAUUCUUUUCUCCACAUGUAUUCCACAUUUUUGCCAGUUGAGUCUAAACAGUCUUCACUUCCUUCAACUAUCUGCAGUUUUCAUAGUGCAGCUUUUACUGGAAAUUUGGCAGUGACAAAAAGUAGAACCAAGUAGAAACAGUUUCCUCUUGUCAUCUUUGUUCACUCUUCAUUGUGAAAGGUUCAACAAUCUGUCAUUGAUCAUUUGUUCUCUGUAAUGGCUAUGAUUUAAAAUAUACUGAAAUGCAAUAUGUGAGCAAAAUGCACUUAGGUAAAAGUAAAAUUACUUACUUAAAAAAUACUCAAACUACAGUUUUUUAAAAAAAAAAAUCUACACAGUUACAGCAUUAUGAGUAAAUGUAAUUAGUCACUAACACUUCUGCUGUCAAGGACCAGUUCACCAAAGAACGCUAAGCCAAAAAGUGCCUUUUUAAAACCAAACUAAACAAAUAAUACACCUUAAUAAUGAAUGUGUCCAAGUUGAAGCUGAAGCCAAUUAUGCAAAGGCGACCAAACUAAGACAACCAAGCCAUAGCUGCUGAUGCCAAAUGGGUGGAAAACAUUCCACCCAUGUUUGUAAUACUUGUCUAGGCAGAUUUGUGCCUAGUUUUGUAUUCUCAUUUGUGCCUUUUUUUUUUUAAUUCCAAAAGCCAAGUCCUGCCAAGUGUUGAAGCAAAUGACUGAUAUUAUCCUAGCAGCCUUUUUUUGAGCACAGAACAUGUAUUUACUAACAAGGGCUUCCUGUUUUGCUUCAUAUAAGCUGAUAACAGUACAAACAUUUGUCUCAGUGUCAGUAUAUUUGUUGCCAGCACAUUCUCUUGUUGAAUUUCUAGAUAAUGAUAAUAAUGAUUAGAGCCAUUAUUUUGAUUAUUGCCUUAAAUGAGAUGCUGCAUUAUUUUAAUCAGAGUAAGAAAUGAUGCCAUGUUUUCAUGACUGUACAAAUAAUCAAGGACUAUUUUUGUAAUGGUAAUAGAGCCAUUUGCCCUAACGUUUUGCCUGCAUAUUUUUUAUUUUUGUUUAAUUGUUUUUUUGUUUUGUUUUUUUGUAUAUGGAACUAAGUCAUUGUUUUAGCAAACUGAUCUCGGUGACGUCCAGUGCAUUCAGUGAUAAUGACAAUCUUGCUUCCCAAAAAUCCAGCAGACAAAAUGUUACUAAUUUAUAGAUGACUUAUAUUAAUAAUUAACCAUUAACAUGUGGUAUAGAGUUACGUGUCCUGAAUCAUGCAGUUGUAAAAUAAGUUCACUGGUUAUGAGUGUGCCUUAGCAGUGGGGGGCACUGUUGAUCUGUGACAGGGCAGCUUCCCUUCUGCGGUGAAACAGGAGAAAUGCACAGUGUUGGACUGACGAUUUCUUUAACUCACUUUGACACUGGUAUGAACCACUUUAUUGGGUGGCAAUUCCAGUAACUCCACCUCCUCACCUGAUCUUUCCCCAUUGUCUCCCUUCCUGCUCCCUUUCCCCCCCAUCCUCUUUUUCCCUGCCCUUUUCCCCUUUCUCACCACGGUACCUACCCCAGCUGAGAAAGACGUCUGUUCUCACUGAAGUGUUUUUUAUGGGGCUGUAAUGAUUAGCACAGUUGUUAUAUGUGGCUAAUGAAGUGCUAAGCUAACAAAACAUAUCUUCAUUGUUAGCUGAGGUGAAAACGGGUUUUGUUAUUGGAUCAGGAUCAGUGUACCUUUUAUGCAGGUUCACAUUAGUUCUUGAAAUGAACAGUGAAAAUCAGGAACAGCAGCCACAGAGGUGGUUCUUAAUGGCUUUACCAACAAAUGAAUGUUUCUUGGCUUUAGGAGCUGACACACUUCUUCUCUGUCAGGUUUUACUAAUUUGUUGAUGUAUACAUGUGCACACUCAUGUGCGCACUUUUACUUAGGGGCAUUAACACCCUUAAAAGUCUUAAACUAAUGCAGAUUUAGAAAAAAAAAAUCUUAAGCCCAAGGGAGGUCUUAUGGGUGCAACUUUGUUAUCAAAGUCAUAUUAAUAGAGAAAAUGACAACAUUAAGAAAGUCCAGUGCAGUCCAUGUGCUUUGUGUGCUCAUUGUGUAACAGAAAACUCAGCAGAGUGCAUCAGUGAUUGCCAAAAUGUGGCAAUGAAAUUUUGAAAUCCAGCUCCACCCAUUUUGGGAAAAUCAUAUCAUAUAAUGUGCACAUCCCAUACUAUGUAUACAUGUAUUUCCUCCUGCUAAUAACUGUAUAUUUAGAAAGAAAACCUGUGCAAGCCUCAAAUGUUGUCCACUACACAACAUUGAAAAGUAUCGAUUCUAGCUUUUUUCAUUGUCUUAAUCUGCAGUUUCACAACAUCUGAGAGCACAAAGGUUAUCAGGUUUGCUUUAGCCUGAAUGUUGGAUAGAGAUUAAGAGUUACAAAACAAUCUGUUGCUUGUUCGCUCAUACACAACUGUUAUUUCAUUGUGAGAGUGUGAUCAGGUAAUAAAGGGCACUGUUUAAAGUUUGCUCUCACACUGUGUUAACUGAUCUCCCAGUGUGCAGUAAUUGAGAAUAUAGCCAAUAAUCUAGUCGGGUUUGUAAUGAAAAUCUAAUAAUCAAACAAACACACACCGCAUGAAUCCCGUGCACAGAGA